GCAUCCCUGGUGGGAGGAACUGAGACGCAAGGAAAAGACGCAAGUGAGGGAAACGGGGAUGCAAAUAAGAGACUUGGGAUGUACCCUAAGACGCGAGGCGAGGAGUCAAGGAAAUGAAUCGAGGAUGUUCAAACUGGGAUAUAAGCAUAGGCUAUACGAAAGGCCUAAAAUAACGACAACAUCACCCACACUGCACAGCGCUUGAACGUCAUCACAACAGGAAGUGUCUGAGGCUGUGCCGUAACGCUGUCGGUGUGGCAAGAACAAGUGAGUAACACUGCGGUAGUUCAGUGUGUCUACGAGGGAAACGGUUCCCCUUCUGCCGGCGCCCAUGGACGACGCCCAGGAACAACACACCCCUAUAAGGAAGAAAUAAAUUCGACGGACGAGGCUUUGUUCCCUCGGUUCUCAUCUCGGUGGACCGUUCACCCUAUGAUGGAACGGGCGAUGGAGCAGCUUAACGUACAGCUCAGUCGGCUGACCCGUUCCCUCCGCCGGGCCAGGACCGUUGAACUCCCGGAAGACAAUGAGACUGCAGUGUACACACUGAUGCCAAUGGUCAUGGCUGACCAGCACAGAUCAGUGUCAGAGCUGCUGCUCAACUCCAAGUUUGAUGUGAACUACGCCUUUGGACGGGUGAAGAGAAGUCUACUUCACAUCGCUGCCAACUGUGGCUCAGUGGAGUGUCUGGUUCUGCUGCUAAAGAGAGGAGCCAACCCAAACUACCAGGACAUCUCCGGCUGUACCCCUCUGCACCUGGCUGCUAGGAAUGGACAGAAGAAGUGUAUGGGCAGACUACUGGAAUAUAAUGCUGAUGUCAACAUCUGCAACAACGAGGGACUGACUGCUAUCCACUGGUUGGCAGUGAACGGGAGGACGGAGCUCCUCCAUGAUCUGGUCCAGCACGUGUCCAACGUGGAUGUGGAGGACGCCAUGGGACAGACAGCUCUACAUGUAGCCUGUCAGAAUGGACACAAAACUACGGUGUUGUGUCUUCUGGACAGUGGAGCUGACAUCAACCGGCCCAACGUCUCUGGAGCCACGCCUCUUUACUUUGCUUGCAGCCAUGGCCAAAGAGACACAGCACAGAUCCUACUCUCUCGAGGUGCCAAAUACCUUGCUGACAAGAAUGGGAUCACUCCUCUGGAUCUCUGUGUGCAGGGUGGAUAUGGGGAGACCUGCGAGAUCCUCAUCCAGCACCACGGCCGGCUUUUCCAGACCCUCAUCCAGAUGACACAAAAUGAUGAAAUGAAAGAGAACAUGCUCCGGCAGGUUCUGGAACAUGUAUCUCAGCAGAGUGACAGUCAUUACCAGAGGAUCUUGACAAGUCUUGCUGAAGUGGCUACCACUAAUGGACACAAGCUUCUCAGCCUGUCCAGCAGUUAUGAAGCCCAAAUGAAGAGUCUGCUGAGAAUCGUUCGUAUUCUCUGCCAUGUGUUCCGCCUGGGGCCUUCAUCACCCAACAAUGGCAACGACAUGGGCUACAAUGGCAACAAGACACCUCGCAGCCAGGUCUUUAAGAUGUGUGCGAGACAGAUGGAGGUGGAGACGGUACAAAAAGAUGAAUGUUCCUGGACAGGUUCUGCUGUCUUUGAUCCAUUGGAGCUGCUGUGGCACUCCCUGGAUGAGUGGCUGGUGCUCAUCUCCACAGAGCUGGAGAAGAACAGGAGGAACCCAUCUUCCUCCUCCUCCAGCAGCGAGAUAGCCUCUCUGCUUCUCAAACAACGGGAGGUCGACCACUCCGGCUCCAAGCCGAAGGUGCCCUCCCUGCUGGACCCUGAAGCCGUCAUGGAAGCAGAGGUGUAUGCCGACGGGGAGGACGUCAUCUCCAUGACAGCCAGUCGGCUCAGUGCAGUGAUCCAGGCCUUCUAUAUGUGCUUCUCCUGUCAGAUGCCACAAGGAAUGACAUCCCCUCGCUUUAUUGAGUUUGUCUGCAAGCAUGAUGAGGUGCUCAAGUGUUUUGUUACCAGGAAUCCAAAGAUCAUCUUUAAUCACUUCCAUUUCCUCCUGGAGUGUCCGGAGUUGAUGUCACGCUUCAUGCACAUUAUCAAGGCCCAGCCCUUUAAGGAUCGCUGUGAAUGGUUCUAUGAGCAUCUGCUGGCCGGCCAGCCAGAUUCAGACAUGGUUCAUCGUCCUGUCAACGAGAACGACAUCCUGCUCAUCCACAGAGAUACCAUAUUCAGGAGUAGCUGUGAGAUGGUUUCCAAGUCCAGCAAUGAGAAACUCAAACAGGGCAUUGCUGUUCGCUUCCACGGAGAGGAGGGGAUGGGCCAGGGUGUGGUUCGGGAGUGGUUUGAUAUCCUGUCCAAUGAGAUCAUCAAUCCAGACUACGCUCUGUUCACUCAGUCAGCUGAUGGUACAACUUUUCAGCCCAACAGCAACUCCUCGGUGAACCCGGACCAUCUGAACUACUUCCAGUUCGCAGGUCACAUCCUGGGUCUGGCUUUGUACCACCGACAGCUGGUCAACAUCUACUUCACCCGCUCCUUCUAUAAACAUAUUCUGGGUAUCCCGGUGAACUACCAGGAUGUGUCAUCCAUUGAUCCAGAGUACGCGAAGAACCUGCAGUGGAUCCUAGACAACGACAUCAGUGACCUGGGUCUGGAGCUCACCUUCUCUGUGGAGACGGAUGUGUUUGGGGCGAUGGAGGAAGUGCCGCUCAAACCAGGAGGGACCAGCAUCCUGGUCACCCAGGACAACAAGGAAGAGUACGUCCAGCUGGUUACAGAGCUGAGGAUGACGCGGGCCAUCCAGCCUCAGAUAAACGCUUUCCUGCAAGGAUUCCACACCUUCAUCCUCCCUUCACUCGUCCAGCUCUUUGACGAAUACGAACUGGAGCUUCUGUUGUCGGGGAUGCCAGAGAUCGAUGUGCAGGAUUGGUGCAGGAACACGGAGUACACCAGUGGCUACGACCCUCAGGAGCCAGUCAUCCAGUGGUUCUGGGAGGUGGUGAACAGUUUGUCCCAGGAGGAACGGGUUCUUCUGCUUCAGUUUGUCACUGGAAGUUCAAGGGUUCCGCACGGUGGCUUUGCCUACUUGAUGGGUGGCAGCGGUUUACAGAAGUUCACCGUUGCUGCCGUGCCAUACACCUCCAGCCUACUGCCUACCUCUAGUACCUGUAUCAACAUGCUGAAACUCCCAGAAUAUCCAAGCCAGGAGGUCCUGAGAGACCGGCUGCUGGUAGCGCUGCAUUGUGGGAGCUAUGGUUACACCAUGGCGUAGUAUCACUCCCUGCUGCUAUGAGGGUUUGCACACUCAUGCAACACUCCCUCCUCCUCAGACUCACUUUUUGUAGCCAGGCACUGCUUUUGCUGGACAAAAAAAGGGAAUUCCAGAUUCCUAAUUAAUGAGCUGCUGGAGAGCCACAACAGACUGAAUAAAGACCACAGGUUCUGGAUCUUCAUACAUGUGCCACAACUUCUAUUAUUUUGAUUGAAGAUGGUAUAUGGUAAUGUAUGCAAAUAAUAUUUGAAUAUCUUCUAAAUUUGAAAAUGAAAUUAAAAUUAAAAAAAAACAGCAUUAAUACCACGAAUCCUCUGCUUUAAAAUCAUGAUCACAAUAAAACAUAUUCAUGCAUGCUUAUCAAAUGUUGAAUAUGGAUUUUGUUUAGGGGCCUUUCCAUAUGGAACCAGUAUAGAAGUGAUCAGUUUCAAACAUAGAAUCAAUCUCAGCGAUCAUAUCCUAAUCCCUGCUGUCUUUAAUGGGCCUUAAUCAGGCCCACAUUCCAGCAAACUGGUACAAUAGAACAAAUUAAUUUCAUUUUCACCUGGUUUUAAGAUUUUCUUUUUUGUCAACUCCAGAUUUAAACAAUCCAUGGAUUUUGGGCUGGUAGCUCUUUUCCACUACCAAAAGCACUUCCCAUCAGGGCUGGGUAUUAUCAGCAGUUUAAGAUGCCAAGGAGCCAAUAUGACACCUUGUUUUUUUUUAUACCAUAAUGCAAGAAACCAAAAUCUUUUACUUUGUCCAUCAAAAUGAGCCAAACUUACAAAAUACAGAUAAAUCACUGCACUAUGGAACAAAAAAGUAUGUGGACAGCUUUACAUACAUACAUGAUGCGUGGUAGUUGAUCAUGUCAUCUGGAACCAUAGACCUGCAGGGACGUGGAACUGGCUUUAUAUACGUUGAAACCAGAAAGGCUCAAACACAAACUGUGUCUAUCAUUUUAAUGUUGUAGUAUUCAAAUUGAUCAUAAUUGGAACUAUGGAGCCCUAACCAAGGGAAAUGGACCCAAAUCAAAAGUACACUCAAGUAUAUGGACAUGUGUAAAUCAUCAAAUAAUGAUUAUUAUUAUUGUUAUUAUUAUUAUUAUUCUAGUAACACAUGGUGGGCAUUUUACAGCUUGGUUUCAGUAUUUCUAGUAUGAAUGUAUUUAAAUUGAGCUAUAUUAGAUGAACAAAUAAAAUAAAGGAUUCAGUAUUUCCCCACCAUUAGUUUGUCCUGUGAGUGCUGAAAGGUGUAAAUGACCAGUUCACUGUAUAAAUCAAAUAUGUGUAGCGUGAGUUUGGGUGGUGGUGAUGGAUUCAGGACCUUAGUAUUUCUAAAAUAUUGACAUCAUAAACACAAAUAUGACACCGAAAGUUAAUCAAAUUUAAUUAAUUAAAUUAAAUUCAAAUGCACGUCCAGGAUACAUUUUUAUGGAUUUCUUAGCAAAACUAGUUUUAAUUUAAUUUUGAGUUGAAUGUAAUGGAUCUAAACUGGACUCAUCCCACUGGGCUUGAGGAGGCCCAGCUGUAGGUAUUGGACGGACUGUAUGGCUGAUGUUCUGUCUAAAUAGCUGUAUGACCACACCUUCCAUCCCUCUAGCGUCACAUGCAGGUGGUUUACAAUGUGAAAUUCUUUUUUAUCUUUGAAAUGAGUAUUUUGCUGUUCUUGUUUGGUAGACUUUCAUGAGGGGCAAUACAAUAUAUCUACAUGAUAAAUGUUUGGCUCGCAGUGCCAAAAGACAAAAGCUGAAAUAAUUUGAAAUACCUUCUUUAGUUUGUAUUUUUGCUCUCUUAAUUCUAAAAGAGGCAAGGACCAUGCCAUGACGUUUUCCUUCUUUAUAUUUGUAAAGGGAGUACAUGUUGGCUUAAUAUUUCAUAUUAUCUAUCAGUGUUGUUUUGAGGAACUUGCCUCAAAUGCUUUUGUAAACUGCUGUUAAUGUUUAUUAAAAAUGUAUCCUUUAUAGGUAUUUCUGUAAAUGUCUAUAGUAUCAAAUUAUGCAUAUUACCAGUCAAAUAUGUUUGCUUUGAGAU
This is a messenger RNA of Anoplopoma fimbria (sablefish), 5234 nucleotides long. RefSeq names its product HECT domain and ankyrin repeat containing E3 ubiquitin protein ligase 1 (gene hace1). Gene Ontology annotation, biological process: positive regulation of protein catabolic process; proteasome-mediated ubiquitin-dependent protein catabolic process; protein polyubiquitination. The coding region runs from base 433 to 3222 and encodes 929 amino acids. Gene Ontology annotation, cellular component: nucleus. The record is from RefSeq and is a predicted model, not a curated record. The transcript is spliced from 25 exons. NCBI's taxonomy places the organism in Eukaryota, Metazoa, Chordata, Actinopteri, Perciformes, Anoplopomatidae. Gene Ontology annotation, molecular function: ubiquitin-protein transferase activity; protein binding.